AUGACGACCGACGGCGGAAGGGUGCGCUUCAACCGGAAGCUGUACAGCAGUGGGCUCGUCUCACUCAGCAUUCCGGGCACGUCUCACGGACACUCGUGGAACCCGGAGAUGACCCUGAAGACGGUGCUGCUUUUGAUCCAGUCGUCGCUCAUCGAGCAGCCGUUGGCCAACGAACGGGAACUGGGACGGGAGUUCGAAACUUGGCUUGAAAAGACGAUUAGUUGCAACGCCAAACUGCGCUUCCAGACCCUCAGGGUUGCGGUUUGCAACGCACUGGAGGCUUCCCUCCUCGGCAACUCGUUGUACCCGCAACUCCUUCAGCAGGCUGUGAUGACGCACUUCGUAGAAUAA
Messenger RNA from Rhipicephalus microplus (southern cattle tick), 351 nucleotides. Its product is annotated as ubiquitin-conjugating enzyme E2 Z. The record is from RefSeq and is a predicted model, not a curated record. Gene Ontology annotation, molecular function: cysteine-type endopeptidase inhibitor activity. Gene Ontology annotation, cellular component: nucleus. Gene Ontology annotation, biological process: negative regulation of apoptotic process. NCBI's taxonomy places the organism in Eukaryota, Metazoa, Arthropoda, Arachnida, Ixodida, Ixodidae.